This is a messenger RNA of Homalodisca vitripennis (glassy-winged sharpshooter), 1008 nucleotides long. RefSeq names its product DDRGK domain-containing protein 1-like. The transcript has 6 exons. The record is from RefSeq and is a predicted model, not a curated record. Bases 215 to 970 code for a protein of 251 amino acids. Lineage: Eukaryota; Metazoa; Arthropoda; Insecta; Hemiptera; Cicadellidae.
UGGUUUUGGUACGUGUUGUUUUUGUUCUUAGUGAGAGUGAGGUUAGGAGAUUUAUUUCAGAGUUAACAGUGAUAUAACUGUUAUUUAUUUUUAUUUGAGUUAUUAUUUUAUAUUUAAAAGUUUGUUAUGGAUCUAACAAUAAUCUUAGCUCUAGCUUCAGGAGUUGUAAUAUGUGUCCUUUUUCUGUUUGUUUUUAUUCAAUAUAACAAGAAAGAUGACAAGCCAGCUGCUGCUAGACGACCACAACCGGCUCCUAGAGACGUGCCACGGAGAGCAGUUGCUGCUAGGAAUGCCAGAGCUCGUCUCAGGGCUGCAGCAGGACAUCAUGACGAUGAAGAUGAGGCUGAAGAGGAAGCUGCGGCAGUUUGCUGAUCUGGAUAUCGACCCCAAAGUAGGAGCAAAGAAAAGAGCUAAAUUGGAAGCAAAGGCUGAAAAGAAAGCUCAGAGAGAGGUACAAGAACGGGAAAGAGAGGAAAAGAAGCGUAAACAAGAGUUGCUGGAAGAAGAAAGGAAAAGGGCCGAGUUAAAAGAAAAACUUGAGGAAGAAAAACGGCUCGAAGAGGAAAGAAGAGCAAAAGAGGAAAAGGAAAGGCAGGAGCAUGAGGAGUAUUUGAAACUUAAAGAAGCUUUUAGUAUCGAACAAGAAGGUUUUGACGAAGCUGAAAGCGAAGAAAACAAAGCCAACCUCUUGCAAGAUUUUAUAAGCUAUAUUCAAAAAAAUAAAGUGGUUGUUCUCGAAGACUUAGCAGCCGAGUUCAAACUGAAAACGCAGUUUGUUAUUGACAGGAUACACGAUUUACAGGCAGAGGGCCGUUUGACAGGGGUGAUUGAUGAUCGAGGAAAGUUUAUCUACAUCAGCCAGGAAGAAUUAGAGAAGGUGGCUAAAUUCGUGAAACAGCGUGGCCGAGUCUCUCUUACCGAGCUGGCAGAGAAUAGCAACAGACUCAUCAAUUUGAUUCCUGCCACAUAAUCCAGAAUAUUUUUUACGAAAUAAACGUAUAAAAAUUA